Gastrolobium bilobum is the source of this 1947-nucleotide messenger RNA. RefSeq names its product cytochrome P450 84A1. Gene Ontology annotation, biological process: lignin biosynthetic process. Gene Ontology annotation, molecular function: oxidoreductase activity, acting on paired donors, with incorporation or reduction of molecular oxygen; monooxygenase activity; iron ion binding. Bases 128 to 1675 code for a protein of 515 amino acids. The transcript is spliced from 2 exons. Lineage: Eukaryota; Viridiplantae; Streptophyta; Magnoliopsida; Fabales; Fabaceae. The record is from RefSeq and is a predicted model, not a curated record.
UUAAUAUUUCCCUCAACUCAGCAACAGCACUUGGAGUUGCAUUCUCAUCAAGCCCCAGGAAAACACACUAUAGACGCACAUUCAUUGCCUCGAUCCCUAAUAAAAAAGAAACCAAAACCAAAUAUAUAUGGAUUGGCUUCUUGAACUCGAACCAUUCAAGAUGGCUAUCUUGUUCAUUAUCCCACUCAUAUUGCUUUUGGGUAUAGUGUAUAGAAAUCGUGGAAGGCCACCAUAUCCACCAGGGCCAAAAGGGUUACCCAUUAUAGGUAACAUGUUGAUGAUGGACCAAUUAACACACCGUGGUCUAGCCAACCUAGCAAAGCAAUACGGUGGCAUCUUCCACCUUCGAAUGGGGUUCCUUCACAUGGUGGCUAUUUCAGACCCAGAUGCAGCACGUCAAGUUCUCCAAGUCCAAGACAACAUCUUCUCCAAUCGUCCAGCCACCGUAGCCAUAAGCUACUUAACCUAUGACCGUGCAGACAUGGCUUUCGCUCACUAUGGUCCCUUCUGGCGUCAGAUGCGAAAGCUUUGCGUCAUGAAGCUCUUCAGCCGCAAGCGAGGAGAGUCAUGGCAAUCCGUUAGAGACGAAGUGGACGCCGCCGUACGCUCCGUCGUGGCCAACACCGGAAAAGCCGUUAACAUCGGGGAGCUAGUGUUCAACCUGACCAAGAACAUAAUAUAUCGUGCGGCUUUUGGUUCGAGUUCGCAGGAAGGUCAAGAUGAGUUCAUUGGUAUAUUGCAAGAGUUCUCCAAAUUGUUUGGAGCUUUCAACAUCGCUGAUUUUAUACCCUACCUGGGUGGUGUUGAUCCUCAAGGGCUUAAUACUAGGCUUGUUAAGGCUCGUGGGGAACUUGAUAGCUUCAUAGACAAGAUCAUCGAUGAACAUGUCCAGAAGAAGAGGAAUCAUGAUGGUGAUGAUGAUGAUGAAGAAACGGACAUGGUGGAUGAGUUGCUUGCUUUCUACAGCGAUGAUGCUAAAGUGAAUAGUGAAUCAGAUGAUCUGCAGAACUCAAUCAAACUCACUAAGGAUAAUAUCAAAGCCAUCAUUAUGGACGUCAUGUUUGGAGGAACGGAAACGGUGGCAUCGGCGAUUGAGUGGGCCAUGGCGGAGCUAAUGAGAAGCCCAGAAGAUCUGAAGAGGGUCCAACAAGAGCUCGCGGAUAUCGUGGGCCUGGAUCGUCGGGUCGAGGAGCCCGACUUCGAGAAACUCACCUACCUCAAAUGCGCCCUCAAAGAGACCCUCCGCCUCCACCCACCCAUCCCCCUACUCCUCCACGAGACGGCGGAGGAGGCGACGGUCGCCGGCUACUUCGUCCCGAAGAAGGCGCGCGUGAUGAUCAACGCGUGGGCCAUUGGGAGAGACAAGAACUGCUGGGACGAACCCGAAAGCUUCAAGCCCUCCCGGUUCCUGAAACCGGGCGUGCCAGACUUCAAAGGGAGCAACUUCGAGUUCAUACCAUUCGGGUCGGGUCGUAGGUCAUGCCCCGGGAUGCAGCUGGGUCUCUACGCGCUGGAGUUGGCGGUGGCUCACUUACUUCACUGCUUCACGUGGGAGUUACCUGAUGGGAUGAAACCCAGUGAGAUGGACAUGGGUGACGUGUUCGGACUCACCGCUCCCAGGGCGAGUCGACUCGUUGCCAUACCCACCAAGCGCGUGGUGUGCCCUCUCUUUUAGAAAAUAAAAAACAACUAUUGUGCCCUGUUUUUUUUUUUUUUUUUUUUGGUUUUUUUUUCGGCAUUUUCUUUUUAUCCCCAAUUAUGUAUAAACUUAAAUAUAUGAAGGAGAAAAUAAAGACUCACAAUAAAAAAUGUGGGAUAUCAAGUUCCUUCUUGCUUUGGGAAAAAACAAUAACUCUUCUCGACGUGAGCUUUUGUGCCGACACAGUUGUAUUUGUUUCCUCCACCCCCACUUUCGUUUUGAUUCUUAUAUACCGGAAUAAAAGUGAU